CGGUACGUUCUUGUCGCAGGCCAAAUGCGUCACAGUAUUGUGCACGGGAUUGUUUCCAUCUCCGCAGUACGCUUUUCCCAGAGCCAGCGGGGACAAAACAGUGGGUCGAGGGGUACUCACUCCUCCGACCUUCGAGGUUUGCUUUCCGGUUGGCGUGCUUCGGCCCCCAUCUGACUCGACCCCUCGCGCUAUGAGCAGAGGUAGAGGCGGGCCUGACAACGAACACUAUUACCGACACCCGCCGCCUUAUCGCCAAGCGAGGCAACCUUCGGAAAGACCCGGCCCAUCCGCUCCCUUCCCGAGAAGCGGCCCGCAGUUCCAACAGCCGUAUUGCUACGACCGACCUCUCCGUGGCGUAGCCUCCCCUCCGUCUGCCCCGCCCAUACCAAACGUGACUAAGAAGCCUCCCAAUCCUAACGCACCCUCGCAGAGUUAUACCCCCCACCCUGUCCUCAAUUCUUUUCAGUACCUUCAAGUCCAGUUUCUGAGAGGACACAGCGCCGAGGCACCCCAGUUCAAAGUCAGUCCCCAAAAACCCGGCAGCUUCAAUAAUUCCUCGUACCAGCAGCAGCCAGGUUACAGUCGCUAUCCAAAACCACACUGGGCUCGAGGUUAUCACAGCCAGACCCCCAAUCUCGCCGGACAGCCAAAUCAAAAGCAGGCGCAGAGUCCAUACGGCGGCGGCGGCGGGGAAUGGCGCAUCGACGCCCUCUGCGAUAGUUUUCAGAGCGUGUCCCUCUACCAAAAACCAGCGGGCGUCAUCACGUUCACUCCACAAAUCCAGGAGCGGGUGCACAGGGCUUUAAAUCCGACCCAAAGUGUCUCUGCUAGAUUUUUAGCCAAAACACUACAUCUUCCCAAAAAGGUGGUCAACCAGGCCCUGUACUCAUUGUUGGAGUCACGCAAAGUCUCCAAGGUAGGCCUUGCCCCUCCAAAGUGGACUUUAUACGUCAGGGACGAGAAACCUCAAAAAUCUCUUUCGGGGAAACCCCAACAAGUCAAGUUAGAGACGACGACAGAAAAAGAAGAAGACUCCGACGCAGAUUCACAGUUUUCCAGCUCUUCUUCGGAGUCGUCGCUUUCAGAACUUUCAUCCGGACAAAGUCGUCAAACUCCAAUUUCCACAAUGCCUGAACAGAAGGAGCACAUUUUGCAGCACCUGUUGAACUUAGGGCCGGUAACAGCUCUGGUGCUAUCCAAAAACAUGAGCUUGAAGACUUCCAAGCAGGUCAAUUCCACCCUGUACGCCCUGGAGAAGCUCGGCGACGUGGUGAAGAACGACCACGUCAAACCGCCUACCUGGGAGCUCUCGCCCCAUCGCAAAGAGAGGAUGAGGAGGACUCUGCAAGCCGCACGAGGCCAGCACAUGAUCAAGGUAGAAGAUCAAGUCAGGCACCUCCUGCUGCCUGAGCCCAUGCCAGAACUUGAGCCGCUGCCGUUUGAUGAACCGUGGUUGCCUAAGACUGAAGUGCUGUCUCCUACCACGGUUCAACCUCCGAGCUUAAACGCAAGUCAGGAGGAAACGACCGUGGAAGGACAGUGGGCCUCGGAUGAUAUCCCCGAAUAUCUAAACGCCAUUCGCAAACAGACCGACUUGGAGAGAGCGGCCGCCGACAACCCGGUGGGAACCGUCGCCGUGUCGCUGGCCGCCCCGCCGGCGCAGAACCUUUGGGCCAAGUUGCAAGAGGUCCGUCUGAAGAACCCGGUGAGCGGCCUAAUGGAGUACGCCCAAUAUCUGGGACACAAUUGUGAGUUCAUACUCCUGGACCAGUCGGGACCGUCCCAUGACCCCAGGUUCCGCAUGCAGGUGAUGCUGAACGGGAGAUUGUUUCCCAUCGUGGAAGCCUCGGCGAAGAAGGUCGCCAAGAAAGACGCCGCCGCCGCCACUUUGCUGAUCCUUUUCGGCGAGAUGCAAGGAGGCGCGAGUAGCGGGAACGAAGGGAGCACCGCCGGGAUGGACCAAACGAUGAACGCGCUCUCCGACUCUCAGGGCACCAUUGAGGGCUCCGGAGGGGUUUUUGGAGGAGGCACGGUGGAAGUGAUGGGCAUGCCCGAGGGACCUCGCCCGCCGCUGUCACGCUCUCUCCUCGGCGGGAAGAAUCCCGUGUCCGUUCUGAUGGAGUACAGCCAGCGCAGCGGGAAUCCCAUCGAAUUCAUCAUCACCGGACAAGUUGGCCCGCCACAUGAUCCGAGGUUCAUGUACAAAGUAAAGGUCGGCGAGAACCUGUUUGCGGAGGCCUCGGCUCCGAGCAAGAAGGCAGCGCGCCAGCUGGCAGCCGAGGAGGCCGUCAAAGAAUUGAUGGCCGACGGCAGGCUGCAGCUUAACAAGUUUUCUCCUUGUUUCUUCGCCAUCCCGCCGCAGCCCCAGCUGCCCCUGGGCUCCUCCAGCGACAGCGACAGCUGCGGGACUUGCCCCUCUCUGCCGCCUCUGACGGCCGACGAGUUGCGAGCGGCCCACGAGGCCGGCGUGGGCGAUCUCAUCAACCACCUGAACAACAACGCCGUGUCGGGUCUUCUGGAGUACGCCCGGGCCAGAGGAUUUGCGGCUGAGAUUCGGCUGGUGGGCCAGUCGGGGUCCGCGCACGAGCCAAAGUUCACCUAUCAGGCCAAGUUGGGUGGACGCUGGUUCCCGCCAGUUUGCGCUUCGAACAAGAAGCAAGGCAAGCAGGAGGCGGCCGACGCCGCGCUUCGCGUUUUGAUUGGUGAGGCAGAGAGGGCAGCCCGCACCGGAGAGCUCAUCCCCGCCGAGCUUCCUGUGAGUGGCAGCACAUUGCACGACCAGAUCGCCAUGUUGAGCCAUCAACGCUUCAACGCCCUGACCACGCGCAUCCAGCACAGCCUGCUGGGACGCAAAAUUCUGGCCACCAUCGUCAUGAGGCGAGGGGAAGGCCUGGGAACGGUUGUUAGCCUCGGCACGGGCAAUCGCUGCGUUAAAGGGGAGGAGCUAAGCCUCAAAGGGGACACUGUGAAUGAUGGCCAUGCUGAAAUUAUCUCCAGGAGGGGAUUUGUUAGAUUUCUGUACAGUGAGUUGCUGAAGCACUUUGAAGGUGGCGACAACAGCAUAUUUGAAGCGGCGGCGGAUAAGAAACUGCAGAUCAAACCCGACAUCACCUUUCACCUCUACAUUAGCACGGCGCCAUGCGGGGACGGCGCUCUGUUCGACAAGUCGUGCAGCGAAACGGGGGAAGAGGUGGGCUGUCACCAGCCGCUCUUUGAGAACGCCAAGCAAGGCAAGCUGCGCACCAAGGUGGAAAACGGCGAGGGAACCAUCCCGGUCGAGUCCAGCGCUAUCGUGCCCACCUGGGAUGGCAUCCAGCAUGGGGAGAGGCUGCGCACCAUGAGUUGCAGUGAUAAAAUCCUGCGCUGGAACGUGUUGGGCCUACAGGGGGCGCUGCUCACUCACUUUUUGCAUCCUAUCUACCUGAAGUCCAUCACACUUGGCUAUUUGUACAGCCACGGUCACCUGACGCGGGCCGUGUGUUGUCGGCUGGCCAGAGAUGGCGACGCGUUCAGCCAAAGUCUCCCCCCUCCCUUCCAGCUAAACCACCCCGAGGUGGGUCGAGUCAGCGUGUACGACUCCACGCGUCACACGGGCAAAACCAAGGAGUCCAGCGUAAACUGGAGCCUUCCGGACCACACGAGUGUGGAGGUUCUGGACGGGACCAAAGGCAAACUCGACGGAAGCAAGCUGGGCGUGUCCCGCGUGUCCAAAUCCAACCUGUUCUGUCUGUUCCACACACUGUGCCAGCGCUGCGAGCGCCCCGACCUCCUCGCCAUGCACUCGUACUCUCAGGCCAAGCUGGCGGCCAGCUCCUUCCAGCUGGCCAAGCACCGCUUCUUCCAAGCGCUCGGCGACCACGGCUACGGCGCCUGGAUCGGCAAACCGCUGGAGGAGAAGAGCUUCGAGGCUGGGGAGGAGGUGGCUAACGCGCCGGCCGCGUUCUGCACCGCUCGGAACGGCGGCGCCAUGGAAUACAACCAGGCGGAGGCGUAGGGUGGGGCGGCGGGAAAAAUCGAGAGGGGGAGGGCAAAAAAAAAA
Molecule: messenger RNA, 4039 nt
Organism: Syngnathus acus (greater pipefish)
Lineage: Eukaryota; Metazoa; Chordata; Actinopteri; Syngnathiformes; Syngnathidae
Gene: adar
Product: adenosine deaminase RNA specific
Exons: 16
Coding region: 191-3994 (1267 amino acids)
Biological process (GO): adenosine to inosine editing; RNA processing
Cellular component (GO): nucleolus; cytoplasm
Molecular function (GO): double-stranded RNA adenosine deaminase activity; double-stranded RNA binding; tRNA-specific adenosine deaminase activity
Source: RefSeq, a predicted model, not a curated record